GCUGGACUUGAGGAUUUCACUGAAGCAAUCUUUUUAACGAAGUUUUAUUCUCUUGAAUUGUUCGAGGUGUUUUGACGUUUCAUCAUGAAAUCCUUCGUUCAAAACUCGUUGGUUGCAUUCGUAUUUGUAGCCGUAAUGUCGGUCACCUUCGUCGUCUGUGAUGACUCGUACGACGAAGUUUCGAGUCCACCGGGGUUCGUCACUGAUGGUCAUGCUCCGGGAGAGGAUGACCCUGGGUCAGAAGAUUUUUCGGAACCCUCGUACACUAACGAAGAUGGGGAAUCCGACCCUGUUGACGAUACUGGUUCCCAAGAGAUCGGUCUCGAUGCAAAUCGCCGGAAGCGGGAAUUUGGCGCAAGAGAAAAGUACAUCUUCCGUGUGAAUAACGAUGACGUGAGGCGCAAGCGACAAAGCAGUUACGGAUACCAGCAUCGGCCUUCUAAUACUUACUCAACCACUCCUUACACGACCACUUACCAGACUUACUCGACAACUUACCCGCGCUACUCCACGACUACUGCACGUUAUUUGUACAGCACGCCCGGUUACAACCAGCAACGACCGAGCAACGGGUAUUCAAGGUAGAAAGGAAUGAAUGGAUUUAUCCUCGGAUCUCGGCCGUGUCGACAAUUUUUAUAAUUUUUAUACUUGAAUGAUAUCUGCUUCGGGUGUAUUUGAAUAAUUACGACUUGAAAAUGAAAAAGCAAGUAUUCUUCGACAA
Messenger RNA from Notodromas monacha, 721 nucleotides. The record is from the annotation of a GenBank genome assembly. NCBI's taxonomy places the organism in Eukaryota, Metazoa, Arthropoda, Ostracoda, Podocopida, Cyprididae.